GCGGCAGGGGAACGUCCGGUGGCGGGCAUGCAAGCAUGCGCAGGUGUUGGUGCAGGUCAGGGCGGAAGACGACCUACAACUGCGGAGCCUCCAUGGCGGUACGACCCAUCUUUGUACAGGCAUCUAGAGUCAUGGGAGACACCACUGCCCCCGUCGGACGAGGAGCCGGAGACGGAAGAACUUCCAACGUUGCCUCUUGCCAGCGGGUCGACACAGCUGUUGUCGCAGACGGUGCAAGCAGGCGGGUCGACUAGCAACGAAGGCGGCGAGUUCACCUCACUGCUGCACCAAGGCUUGGGAGACGACGACGACGGCGGAGUUGAUCUCAGGUUCGGGUUGUGUUCUGGCGGCGCUAGGGAGGCGAGCCGUACGUUCAUCAUCGACACCGAUCCUUCGCCACGUGGCGUUCAACAUGUUGUUCGUAGUCGAUCCGUUGGGUGUGGCGGCAGAGGUGGCGCCAGCGACGACGGCGGGAAGUCUGCGACGUACCGGUCUCCGGAAGACCAAAUGCUCCUGGUGAGAUGCAAGCGGGAGCAAGACAUGCACCUCGUCGGGCUGGGUCACAAUUACAGUCGGAUGCAGACCAAGGAGUGGAAGUGGGACGACAUUGCGAAGCGCAUGGCGAACGCGGGGAGGCCUAGAGACGUGGACGACUGCAUGAAGAAGUGGGACAAUCUCUUCCAAAACUACAAGAAGAUACAGAGGUUUCAGAAUGCGAGCGGCCAGCCAGAUUUCUUCAGGCUAUCAAAUGAAGAAAGGAAGGAGCACAACUUCAAGUUACGGAUUGAGAGGGUGUUGUACAACGAGAUCCACGCAGGCAUGGUGGGCAACCACACCAUUUUCCCUCCCAACGUCGCCGACACUGGAAGUCCGGACGGGGUGCAGCUGCCCAGGCGAGGAGCGGGUGGUGGGGAGUCUGUUGGUAGUGAGGCCGGUGGUGAAGGUUUCCCUGAAGAACGUUCUUUUGCGAGGGGCUCCGACAACGACGCAGGCAGUGGGGCUGGAGGCGGGAAGCGGAAGAAUGCGCGUCAACAGGCGUUGGAGUCGAUCGCUGAUGUUAUGGACCGCCAUGGCGAACUGAUGUCGUCGACGAUCGAAUCGUCUAGCAAGCGGCAAUGCAGCAUAUUCACGAGGCAAUGCAACAUACUCGAGCAGGAAGUUGCAGGAAGAGGUCGCCGACAUGUCCCGAAGGCGAAGAGGGUGCGUUCGGAUGAUGCGUCCGCAAGGGUGCCUCCUCGUGUAGCGCAAGGUUGGGCGGCAGCAGCGGGAGGGGACUACAACGAAGACUUCAUGACGGAGGAAGAGCAGAGGCGACCACGUCUGCAGUACGGGAGAGCGGUCGGCAGCGCUCUUCGGAUCAAUGCGCCUCCGAAGAGGAUGCUAACCCCUCCACCCGAGGCGCAGCAACUGCGUGCCCGCGAAAGGCGGACAGAGAAGGCUGUCGUCGUCGAUCUUGGCGGCGAUGAUGACGAGCCCUUGGAAAAACGUCGCCAGCGCACUUGUACAACAGCGACCCCACCGCCGACAGUGGUGGCACGCGCUGCGGUAGACGAAAGGCCAGUCAAGGGUAGACUGCCCGCCACGCCGUCUCAGCCACGCCAGCGCAACCCGGGUGAUGACGGAGGGUCAGUCCAACGCGGCGGAGGGCGGGAAGUCGUGGCAGACACGCGCGAAGUUGAGGGCGAGACGGCAGGUGUUGCUGGUGCGGGUGCUUCAGGCACUGUGGCCCCCGUUGUGACGGCGAGAGAGGAGGCAGCAGUUGUGGCGACGACGAGAGAGGAUGCCCGUGGCAAGAAGAAAACCGAUCGGGAGGGCGGCGAGCCCGGUUCAAGCCGGGUACGUAGGGGAGUGAUGACGAAAGACCUCAUCGAUCGUGUCGUCCUUUGGGUUGAUGACAAAGCUUUCUGGAUGACGGGGGAGGGGCGAAGACUUUACAACAUCGUCCACGAAACAAGAGAGUACUUUGUCGCCAGCGCCAGUGGACUUCCACCGCCUGCCGUCCCUCGGAGCGUCGUACUGCCCAAAUCCAGCACGAGGGUAGCCAGGAUCGCCGACCAAUCACAGCUGCAGCAAGCGAUCUCCCGUGCGACGGCAGUGGAGAACAUUGCUCUGCGCAUCUUGCACGACCCGGCGGUUUGCGCGCACACGAUAGAUUUGUCCAUGGAUUUGCCACCGUGGUUCGUCGGUGCGAACAUCGAGGACAGACCGGACGACGACAACAUGGCGGCGCACCAGGAGUCCACCGUAAUCUGCGUCGCGCAUGCGUUCCGCGCGGCGGUGCAAAUGGGUGCGCUCAUCGACGCCGAUUUCAUCUCCCACGAUCGUAUUUGUCGGGUGGCUGACUGCUUCAGGCUGUUGUUGGCGGCGUGCAUGUGGAUAAUGCGCAUGGCGGGAGACGAUCCGCGCAGCCACUACGAAGCUUUCUACUUCGCGAGCCUCGUGGCGAAGCCCACACUCGUCGCAGCCAUGCAUUGCUCCUUCGAUCAUCGAAGAUCCGUCGUCCGCGCCGCAAAUGUCGUCACGGAGAGGCUCGGGAAGGCGAACGCCACAUUGGGAGAGUACCCCGACUACAUCCCUCAAUGGGCGCCCUGCGGCAUUGGUUUCAGGCACGACGCGAGCGCAACGGGGCUGGAGGAUGCGAAGAAGUUAGAUUGGUUGGGUUCGGGGCUCCCCGAUGAUGACAACAACAACAACGGAAAAGAUGACGCGUAGGGGGUGGCGGGGUGGCGGGGUGGCCGGGGUUUGUGUGUUGGGGGGGGGGGAAUGCUUGUGUGAACGUGGCCUGAUGUACACGU
Messenger RNA from Chara braunii, 2795 nucleotides. Lineage: Eukaryota; Viridiplantae; Streptophyta; Charophyceae; Charales; Characeae. The record is from the annotation of a GenBank genome assembly.